Messenger RNA from Morus notabilis, 2601 nucleotides. RefSeq lists its product as uncharacterized. Bases 307 to 2073 code for a protein of 588 amino acids. The transcript is spliced from 6 exons. NCBI's taxonomy places the organism in Eukaryota, Viridiplantae, Streptophyta, Magnoliopsida, Rosales, Moraceae. The record is from RefSeq and is a predicted model, not a curated record.
GGUUACUUUUUCUCCUACCAAAAAAAAAAAAAAAAAGAAGAGGGAGAAAGUUGUCUUCUCCGGCGACGGGAAAUCUCGCCGGGAUCGCUCCGGCAAGAUUAAUUGAGCGACGCUUCGAAAUAUCCAGAUUUGCACGGUUUCUGUCAUUGGCUUUUAGGGGCGGUACUGUGUCGUAGAAGCUGGAGGAGGUCUGCGAGUUUCUGUUCGAUAUUGGAGUUUUGAAGGAGGCAAUUCUGAUUGUGCAGGAGUGAGCGAGUUCGUUUGAGUGUUUUUGCCGAGGGGACUCAGUGAGUCCUUGCGGAAAAAAUGAAUCCACUUUCACAGUCUUUUCAACCCAAAAGCUUUUGGAUGCCAAAAGAUGCUGGAUGCUUGGCUGACGGUGAGAUGGGUUAUGAUAAUUCUUCCAGAAUGGAGCAGAAGCGUGGUCAGUGGUUUAUGGAUGCUAAUGGACCACAAUUGUUCAAUAAGAAGCAGGCAGUAGAGGCUGUUAAUGGUAGACCAAUUUCAGGAGUUCCGCACAUGAAUGUUUCUCAAUGGGAUAACACUUCUGGCUUUCAGUCAGUUCCAGGGCAAUUUACUGACCGCCUCUUUGGAUCUGAACCUGUACGGAACUCUAAUCUGGUCGAUAGAAAUGUCCAAUCUAUUGGUAGCGGAAAUAUGAAUAUGGGAAGAAAGGGUUUUGAGAGUCAAUAUGGAAAUACUCCAUCAGUGGGUUUGUCAAUGUCUCAUACCAUUGAAGACCCCUCAUCAUGUCUCAAUUUUGGUGGAAUUAGGAAAGUUAAAGUCAAUCAAGUUAGGGACUCUGACAACAUCUUGAAUCCAUCUAUGGGGAACUCCUACGGUAGGGUAGAGAAUAAUACCAUAUCGAUGGGUAACUCCUAUAAUAAGAGUGAUAACAACAGCAUUUCACUGGCUCCAGCUUAUAACAAUGGAGAAGAGAAUACUAUCUCCAUGGGCCCUACCUUUACUAAGGCAGAUGAAAGUUUCAUUUCAAUUGGUCACACGUUUAAUAAGGGAGAUGGCAAUUUCAUAUCCAUGGGACAUAACUAUGGCAAGGGUGAUAAUGGUCUGUUAUCGAUGAGUCAGCCCUAUGACAAGGGGGAUGGCAAUUUUAUAUCAAUGGGCCAAUCAUAUGAAAAGGGAGAUGGUGGUGUCAUAUCAUUAGGUACCUCCUAUAACAAGGGACAUGAAGAGUUUAUUUCGGUUGGUACAACCUAUGGGAAAGCAAACAAUAAUUUCAUUCAAAUGGCUCCUUCGUACAUUAAGGGGAAUGAUAGUAUCAUUUCAAUGGGUCCGACUCCAACCUAUAAGGCUGAUUCAAAUGUUGUACCGAUGGGUCCUAACUACGAUAAAGGAGAUUCUAGCAAUUUGUCAAUGGGUCAAACCUACAACAAGGCUGAAAGCACCACCAUAUCUUUUGGAGGUUUCCACGACGAGCCCGAGACUAAUCCCUCUGGUGGAAUCAUUAGCAGUUACGAUUUGUUGAUGAGUAAUCAGAAUUCAGCUCAAACAUUGGAAGUAUCUGAGCAGAAAAAUUCAGCUGACUUUAAUGUUAAUCCAAGUGUAAAUAGCAUUCCACAAGCCGAUCUUAAAUCUGAUAACAUUCCUAAGAAUAAAGAGCCAAAGACAGUUAAGAAGGCACCUCCCAACAACUUUCCUUCAAAUGUCAAAAGUUUGUUAUCAACCGGUAUGUUUGAUGGGGUUCCUGUGAAGUAUGUUUCCUGGUCAAGGGAGAAAAAUCUCAAAGGCAUUAUAAAAGGAACUGGGUAUCUGUGUUCCUGCACUGACUGCAACCAAUCGAAGUCUCUCAAUGCUUAUGAGUUUGAGCGCCAUGCUGGUUGCAAGACCAAACACCCCAACAAUCACAUUUACUUUGAGAAUGGAAAAACCAUCUAUGCGGUGGUUCAAGAGUUGAAGAACACUCCUCAGGAGAUGCUUUUUGAUGCAAUUCAAAAUGUGACAGGGUCUCCCAUUAAUCAUAAAAAUUUCCGGAUAUGGAAAGCAUCAUAUCAAGCUGCCACUCGCGAACUUCAGCGGAUCUACGGAAAGGAUGAAGUAACCAUUCCAUCAUGAGAUAAGAAUCAGCCUCUCUAAAGUUUUUCUGGUAGGUUCGCAUGGGAUCUGUGAAUAGCGUCACACAGUUUAUAGUAAAACUCUAGACCGGGUUUGGAGCUUUUAAUAAUUUCAGCUGGUGGAUGUUUAUAGGUGUUUUUGGUCUAUUUCACUUUCCCCGAAUAAGAUGUUAAAUUUGUUAUGGAUUUUGGACAGUCUUUUUAUAAUCUGUUUUGCAUUAGGGUGAGAUUUUCUAGUACUUUGUGAUCGAAGCACUCGGAAGUGUCUUUCUGGCCUCAUUCCCAUUGGGAACUGUCGUAUAAUAUCCUCAAGUAUUAUUAUAUCAGAAGAGAAAACAAGAAAUAUUGGAGGAGAAUCCAAUUAUCUGGAAAUAUGUCAGUUUUUGGCUGAAAAUAUCUUGGAACUAAGUCCACUCUGCUAGUUGAUAAUUGCUAGUUGCAAGAUUUCCCUCUGCCACAGAGGUCCAGAUUUUUUUUUUUUGGUAACCCAACUAGAUUUUCUUUUUUGUUGUGAUUUUGUUUGUUUGUG